Molecule: messenger RNA, 4804 nt
Organism: Hippocampus zosterae (dwarf seahorse)
Lineage: Eukaryota; Metazoa; Chordata; Actinopteri; Syngnathiformes; Syngnathidae
Gene: brdt
Product: bromodomain, testis-specific
Exons: 19
Coding region: 1323-4055 (910 amino acids)
Biological process (GO): chromatin remodeling; positive regulation of transcription elongation by RNA polymerase II
Cellular component (GO): nucleus; chromatin
Source: RefSeq, a predicted model, not a curated record
ACGGGGGGGUCUACAGAGUUUAAGGUUGUGGGUGUUGAAAACAAUGAGCUGUUAAAAUGACGUCUUUGGAGUUUGGACUGUUGAGAGCUCAUAAUGGGCUGCAGACCAUGUGGAGCCAAUGGGGUUUUAAAAAGGGGGCGCUGGCCACAGGGGAAGUUUGGCGGGGGGGGUUCACCCCCUAACUUGCAGGCUCCGUGUUCUCAAUAACGUGCCGUUUUGAAAAUCCUGAAUCCUGCGGACCCAUUUCGGUAGUAUCGUUUGUGCUUUCAGUACUUUUAGAGAAUGAAUCACUCUCUCCGAUGAUACUGGAUUGAUACACACAAAUAUACGUUUUUGUUUUUGUUUUUGUUAGACUACUGUUUUCUGUAUUGAUACAAUCGUCAGCUGUAUCACUUUCUCUAAUGACACAGUAUAGAUCCAUGGUCAUAACAAUAUCACAACGUAUCACGAUACCUUCGUCUACUGCUGUAGACUCGGCAGACCAUCAUCAAAUACAGCUCUUGCUACAUCAGUUGCUCUCAUUAAACUAUAUCACAUUUAUUAUUUCAUAUUUUCUCUGAUGAUUGUGUCAAUACUCCAUCAGCUACAAUAACUUUUUAAAAUGAGAAUUAUUUUAUUCUAAGAAUAAACUGAUUGAAGUAUUUAACAUACACAUGAUAAGACCUCAGUAUGACCCAUCCCAUCUGUCUGUUUUAGAAAUCAAACUGUACCCUGGCUUCUCCACGAACAAAAAAAAAAUAAGGACCAUUUCUGGAAGAUGCAUCCCUGAACAGCCCCUGUUCCUAAUCAUCUGUCCGGUUCACGUUGCUAAAGGGAGUGAAGAGAAGUCAUGUUGGUGUUAUUGUAAGGAAAUAUUAGAUAUUUAAAUGCUAAUUAUGACUUGAGGGUGGGGGCGGGGGGGCUUGCAUGUCAACAAAUCCCAGAAAAUGGCCGAUUGUUGUACAUUCAUCUUUUCCACUAAAGCGCAGUCCAAAAACAAAAAAAAAAAACAUGGCCAAGCUGCCAGCGAGAGUCACGGGGAGCGGGCCAAGACUUCAUUAAGGUUUGUUUUUCCACGCCAGCCGCCGAGUACACCAAACCAAAUACGAGAGACCGAGCUUGCUUCUCCUAAACGCAUCCAGAUGUCUGCUCCCCAUCCCAGAGGGGGCGGGAAAAAAAACCACUCUGAUUGGUCACCUGGAAGCAGCAGCUGAUCAGGCAACGUCGUCAUCCACAAAAACACAUGUGAGAUUUACAGCCCGAGGACGCAGUGAAAGGUGAGCCCCUCGUCGCAUUGGAGGCGCAUGUCAGACCACUCCUCUUAAUGGCCGUUGGCUGGCACCAUGUCCCAUGUGGAAGUCUGCCCCAGCGCAAAGGGGAACCCGCACCCGCCCGAGGUGGCCAACCCGAAGCGACCGGGACGCACCACCAACCAGCUGCAGUUCCUGGAGAAGACGGUGGUCAAAACUCUGUGGCGCCACCAGUUCUCAUGGCCCUUCCGCCAGCCGGUCGAUGCCGUAGCGCUGCGUCUCCCCGAUUAUCACACAAUUAUCAAGAAUCCGAUGGAUAUGGGCACCAUUAAGAGGCGACUCCAGAACAAGUAUUACUGGAAAGCAAUGGAAUGCGUACAAGACUUUAACACCAUGUUCACUAACUGCUAUGUGUACAACAAGCCCGGAGAUGACAUCGUUUUCAUGGCCCAGACGCUGGAGAAGCUUUUUCUGCUUGAAGUCGCUAAAAUGCCCGCAGACGAAUGUGAAGUCCUGCAAGUCGCUGUAAAGGAAGAAGCCAAAGGAAAGAAGAGCAAUGCGGCAGGUUCAUUGAAGCCGAGACCCGCGAUGGGCGAAGCGGGCUUUCAGCAGAUGGUGUCCGUCGUUCCGCCAGAUGUUCCUCGCCCGGUGUCACCUGUCAGGAUUGCACCUCAGGUGGACGAAUGCAUCAAAAAAGCACUAAAGAGAAAAACGGAACCUGUCACGAGCAGCGUCAGCGAGGCGCUGGCGUCAUGCGGCGCGCCGUCUGCGAGGACCGGCAGCGGGCGCCCCAUCAAGGUGCCAAAGAAGGACCUCACUCAUUUGGAGGACGCGCACGGCAAACUGCCCGAGCCCCUGCGGCACUGCGACGCCAUCUUGAAGGAGAUGUUCUCCAAGAGGCACUACGCCUACGCGUGGCCCUUCUACACGCCCGUGGACACCGUGGCCCUGGCGUUGCACGACUACCACGACAUCAUCAAGCAACCCAUGGACCUGGGCACCAUCAAGAAGAAAAUGGAGCAGCGAGAAUACUCGUUGGCUAAGGAGUUUGCCGCUGACGUCAGGCUGAUGUUCUCCAAUUGCUACAAGUACAACCCUCCUGCACACGAGGUCGUCUACAUGGCCCGGAAGCUGCAGGAGGUUUUCGAGGCACGCUACGCUAAGGUUCCGCAGGAGCCGGCGGGAACAUGCCUGCCGGCGCCUCAUCGGCUGGAUAAGCUUAAAGGCGACUGCGCGGGAAGCCUCCCCGCCGCUUCCUCCGCUUCCGGGAAUGAGAGCGAGAGCUCUUCGGACACAGAGAGUUCGUCGCAGGAGGUCGCCACGCAACUGGCUAACUUGGAGGAGAAGUUGAAAGCGGUGAGUGCCCAGCUGAGGAGACUCACUCAGGACCCCUUGAUGAAACCCAAAAAAAAGGACAAGAAGGAGAGGAGGAGGGCCAAGGAAAAGGACGUCACUCGACUCAAGCGCAAAUCGUCCAAAUAUCAAUAUAUCAUGGAGAAAAACGGCAAGACUUCGACUUCUCACGGCAACCGGAGCGUGGAGCCGACGCCGCUGACUUACCACGAAAAGAAGCAACUCCGGCUGGAUUUGGAGGCUCUGCCCGCAGACAAGCUGGCAAACCUCAUCGAGGCUUGCGGCGCCCCGUCGCAGCGCUCGGCCGCCAAGGAGCCGACGGUGGACUUGGAGAAGAUGAAGACGUCGACGCUGAGGCGCCUGCAGAGGUUCGUGCUGGCUUGCCGGUGGAUGAAACGUGGCAAGAAGUCCUACGGGGGGGAAAUGGAGACUAGUGCGGAAGCCGCACAUUGUGGCAAGUCGAAGGAUGCCGGGAGGGGCAAGGUGCUCGCUAAACGGCUGCCGGAUGUGAAGAAGAAAAAGAAAAAGGCAGCAGGCAAACGAGCUGCGUCUCCUGCUUUCAUCUGCCCGUCAGCGCUUAGCAGUAGCAGCAGCAGCUUCUCAUCGCCGUCCUGCAGCAGCAGCAGCUCGCCGUCUCCCGACAGCGGUCACUCGUCUUCCGUGGAAAAGCUCCAGAAGAGCGCUAAAGGCCCAUGUAACAAGCUGACUGCAAAGGCUGCCACUGGCAACCUGACCCACAAGGGGCGCUCUGCUAACACGCAGCCUCCUCCUCCGGCUGCUGCUUCCAAGCAAACAAAAAGCAAAUGCCUUUGGGCGAGCGACGGUGGGAAGACGCUGCCCCCGCCAGACUUGUCCCCCAUGGCGUCCCCUGAAACUAUACUGGUCUGGGCCACAUCUGGAUUUGAGCUAACGCUGGCCUCCAUCCUGUCACCGCUGGGGAAAACCCCGUCGCCUGCCAGAGACGUCAUUCCAACUGCUUCCAGAUGCCCUGAAGAUGUUCCUGACAGUCAAGUGGCACAUGUGUCAUCGUCCUCCAAUUCUCCCAUCAAAUCAAGCCUGCAGGAAAGAAAUCCUAAAAGCGACAUAGUUCUGAAAAACGCCAUGUCAUGGGCCCGACUGGUGAAACAGUCGGCUGCCAUCCCGACCGCCAUCAAGUCGUCCAAAGAGAGCUUCCAGCAGUUCCGGAAGGCUGCCAUGGAGAAGGCACUGAAGCAGCAGAAGAAGUUGGAAGUUCCAGAAAAGAGUAGCUGCGUCCUUUCGGAAGAGACGACGCCGCAAGUCCCCGGCGGCGGCGGCGAGCAGCCGACAUCACCCGUGGACACCUGGCUAGGGAGCGCCCAGUCCCCGAUGAGUCGAGCACGGGAGCUGGCUAGAAAGAAGGAACAGGAGCGUCGUAGGCGGGAGGCGAUAUCAUGCAUCGACAUGACCAUGCAGCAGGACAUCAUGACCACUUUUGAACUCAACCUGGACUAAAAGGCAAAACCAGCGGGACUAACUUUAAAAAAAAAAAAAAGAGUGCCUUGAGUCUCCUCGGGUAAAUACGGAUGCACGCACACACGCCAAAGCUUUGACUUUGGGAACGUUCGCACUGCUACACUUUGGUUCAUUCUGUGCCCAUUUUCACGUCUGGGGAGGGUCCCAGCACGUGCGCUGUUUGUUGUCUUCGUAGCACCUUUACGCUGUUUUGUGUUUAAAAAAAACGCACGGAUGGAAGUUUAAAUGUGCAUUCUGAGUUUGAAUUUCAAUUUCAAACCCAGAUUUUUUUUUUUCCAAUCCAAAAGUUCUGAUUGAAUAGUAAGAAAAAAAAUAAUAAUCAGAAGUGUGAUUACAUUUUAGAAAUUCCAAUUCAAACUCAGGGUGGCGUCAAUAUAGAGCCACGCGUACGUUUGCAUGCACCUUUUGACAUUUUGUUUACAAAGAACACGAUUUGGCGAGCAUGCUUUCCUCAUUCACUGCGUUCUCUUCGUGCUGUUUGACACGCCGUGCACUUUAUUUGCCUCUUCUGUAUGUUGCGCCUGGAAUGCAUUCAAACGAGAAGAGGCUUGUUUGUGUUGUUUGUUUGUUUUUUUUUUUUUUAAUUCCUGAAAAUAAUAAAAACAUAUUUUCACUAAGCAAUCGGCGUGGCCUCGGCAUGGUUUGCGCAGAGACGCAGGAAGUCGCUGAAUGUCUUCAAUCUGGGUGAGUUUGCUAUUUUUAUAUUGUGAAGUGCCAUAACUAAAGGU